Melospiza melodia melodia is the source of this 2039-nucleotide messenger RNA. RefSeq names its product neuropeptide Y receptor type 2-like. Lineage: Eukaryota; Metazoa; Chordata; Aves; Passeriformes; Passerellidae. The coding region runs from base 658 to 1842 and encodes 394 amino acids. Gene Ontology annotation, molecular function: neuropeptide binding; neuropeptide Y receptor activity. Gene Ontology annotation, biological process: G protein-coupled receptor signaling pathway. The record is from RefSeq and is a predicted model, not a curated record. The transcript is spliced from 3 exons. Gene Ontology annotation, cellular component: neuron projection; plasma membrane.
CCAGCCCAGCCCACAGGUAACCUGCUCCCUGCCCACAGCUGCUGUGGGUCCCCACGGGACCAGAAAAGAUGGGACGAGGCAGUGAAGGAGCAAACGUGAUCCUGCUGCUGCCACGGUGGUGCUGAGACCUGGAUCCCAGCUCCUGGCUACCUGGUGCCUUUUGGCAACACCAAGCCCAGAGAAGUCAAGUCAUGCUCUGAAUUUUCCAGCCACUUGCAUCACUUUCAGUCUUGACACUUUGGAAGAGUUUAGGCUGGGGCUGCCAUCAGCCCAUCCAGCUCUGCCUGUUCUCAUUGCACAAUCCAGCAUUUAUAGAGCUGUUUGUCAUCUCAGGAGUGACAGCCUGGGCAAAAAUGUCUUUGUGGAACUGUGCAGCAGGAGUAUCCAGUCUGGGAGAGCAAGACCCUGAUGACAGAACACGCUGCCUAAAUGAGAUGGGCAGCUUAGAAAGAAAUGCCACAGGGCAAAGUGGGAAAGCAGCUGCCUCUGCCGCACACCCGAGCACCAGGUCCUCUGUUCCAGGGGUUGACUUCCAGAGAGCGGAGAGGACCAAGCGCUCUGUCCUGGCCAGCGAUGAGGCAGUGACUGCAGUGAGCAGCUCGGCUCCUGGAGGAGGAGGAGGAAGCUCUGGCCUUUGCAGACCCCCUUCUCCUCCUUAUGGAAAGUCUCAGGCCAGACAUGGGCCCAUUGGAGGGAGCCAACAGCUCAUUCACCAUGGAGAAGACUGCCUUAGAUGAGAAGCUGUCACAGGGCUGGCCUGCCAAGGACUUUGUCACUCCCACCCAUGCUCUCUCUGGGUCCCGCAGUGUCAUGAUGGACAGCACCAAGAUCCUGGGGGUCCAGGUCAUCCUGAUUGCUGCCUACUCCCUCAUCAUUCUGCUGGGCUUCAUCGGCAACUCCCUGGUCAUCUACAUCAUAGUGAAGUACAAGACCAUGAGGACUGUCACCAACUUCUUCAUAGCUAACCUGGCCCUGGCAGACCUGAUGGUGGACACACUCUGCCUGCCCUUCACCCUGGUGUACACCCUGCUGGACGAGUGGAAGUUUGGAGCUGUGCUUUGUCACCUGGUUCCUUAUGCUCAAGCUCUGAGUGUCCACGUGUCCACUCUCACCCUGACUGUCAUUGCCCUGGACAGGUACCGCUGCAUUGUUUUCCACCUGGACAGCAGGAUUUCCAAGAGGCUCAGCUUCACCAUCAUAGCUGUCAUGUGGCUGGCAGCAGCUGUCCUAGCAGGGCCCCUGGCCAUCUUCAGGGAGUACCGGUACGAGGAAAUCCCGUCCAUUAACCUCAAAAUGGCUGUGUGCUCAGAAAAAUGGCCCUCUGCUAACAACAGAGAUGCCACCAUCUACAGUCUGUCCAUGCUCCUCCUGCAGUAUGUUCUUCCUCUUGCCAUUAUUUGUUAUGCCUACACCAGGAUCUGGUUCAAGCUGAAAAACCAUGUCAGUCCCACUUCUAGGAAUGAAAACCAGUGCCGGAGGAGGAAGACAACCAAAAUGCUCGUGAUGGUGGUUGUGGUGUUUGCAGUCUGCUGGCUCCCCUUCCACAUAUUCCAGCUUGCCAUUGAUCUUGAUCUGGUUCUUAUCUUCCACGAGUACAAACUCCUGUACACUGUCUUCCACGUUGGGGCCAUGUGCUCUACGUUUGUCAACCCCCUGCUCUAUGGAUGGAUGAACAAGAACUAUAGGAAUGGGUUCCUUAUGUUCUUCCGUUGCCAGAACAAGCCCGAGAGCAUCCACACUGAAGGCUCAGUUAGGGGGAGGUCUUACAUCUUCAGGGCCAACACCCUAAAUGGGAGCAUCAAACAGACUGCUGGCAAUGGAGCACUGCCCACAGAGGUUUAGGGAUGGGACAUCACCUCCAGGAUUGAGGCUGACUGGGCCCAGAGACAUUCUUGGGUGAAAGCCUUUUUUUGACAGAAUAUUGUGCUGCCAAUUAUAGCCACAGCAGCCAUGUAGAAAUACGAAAUACCCCCUGUAUCUCUCAAAACAAUAAAUCUGGUGUAUUUUUGUCUGAGCAAAUAAAUUAAUUUUUCCUUUCA